Messenger RNA from Sceloporus undulatus (fence lizard), 2456 nucleotides. RefSeq names its product TYRO3 protein tyrosine kinase (gene TYRO3). The transcript has 18 exons. Bases 67 to 2379 code for a protein of 770 amino acids. Gene Ontology annotation, molecular function: ATP binding; protein binding; transmembrane receptor protein tyrosine kinase activity. The record is from RefSeq and is a predicted model, not a curated record. Gene Ontology annotation, cellular component: signaling receptor complex. Lineage: Eukaryota; Metazoa; Chordata; Lepidosauria; Squamata; Phrynosomatidae. Gene Ontology annotation, biological process: positive regulation of kinase activity; multicellular organism development; cell surface receptor protein tyrosine kinase signaling pathway.
GAGGCGCCGGGGCCCGGGGCCAGCAGCCGGGAGGAUGGUGAGGAAGAGGAGGCUCCUCUGGAAGGAAUGGAGGUGAACCAGGCGGGGACCAUGCGGAUGCGCGGGGGGCUCCUGUUGCUGCUGCUGCCGGCGGCGCUGGGGGCUCUCUUCCUGCGGGACGUCGGGGCUCUGGCAGAGGUGGGAGGUUGUUUUCUUUCAGAAACAAAGGUUAUUGGAAUGCCAAUUAAACUGAAGGUGUCCCAGGGACAGCCAGUGAAACUGAAUUGCAGCCUCGAGGGAAUGGAAGAUCCAGAGAUGCUAUGGAUCAAGGAUGGAGCUGUGGUGAAAAGUGUAGACCAGGUGUACAUUCCAGUAGAUGAAGAACACUGGAUUGGGUUCCUCAGCUUGAAGUCUGUAGACCGGACAGAUUCUGGAAAAUACUGGUGCCAAAUUGAGACUAAUGGGAAGAAAGAGGAAUCACAGCAGGUGUGGCUCAUUGUGGAAGGUGUUCCUUACUUCACUGUGGAGCCAGAAGAUCUCUCUGUCAUCCCUAAUACACCUUUUCAUAUGGUCUGUGCUGCAGCUGGCCCACCUGAGCCAGUUACAAUUGUCUGGUGGAUGGGUGAUUCCAGAGUGGGACUUCCAGAUGUCUCCCCCUCCACCCUAAAUGUGUCAGGUAUCAAUCAAAGCACAGUUUUCUCCUGUGAAGCUCACAACAUAAGAGGACUGUCUUCAUCUCGAACAGCCUUUCUGCAUAUGCUAAACAGUUUCCAUCCUUCUGUUUCAGCUCUCCCCUUUCCACCUGUCAAUGUGACAGUAACUCAGAUCACCAGCAACAAUGCCAUUAUCACUUGGUUACCAGGAUUUGAUGGCCUUUCCCCACUUCAUUCUUGUACAGUACAGGUGGAUGAGUCACAAGUGGAAGAGGAGGUGACCACAGAUGUUGUCCCUGUGCCCUCCUUUAGUAGGGCUUUGCUGGGUUUAAAGCACUCUACCAAUUAUAGUGUUCGGGUUCAGUGCACCAAUGAAAUGGGCAGCUCCCCUUUUACAGAUUGGGUCUAUUUUCAGACUUUGGGAUUAGCUCCAAACAGUACUCCACAAAAUGUACACAUCAUCCAGAGAGAUUCUUGCCUGAUUUUGGAAUGGGAACCAGUGGCUCCAGAAAUACUAAGGGACAAUGCAUUUGGAUACAGAUUGGAAUGGAGUCAAGAUAACAUAACUCAGGGGGAGAUGGUAGUACAGGAAGCAAGAGCUAACCUAACUAUGUGGAAUCCCUUAAAAGAUCUUCUGAUCAGGGUGUGCAUACUAAAUUCAGCUGGUUGUGGACCAUGGAGUGAGCCCUUAAUGAUUACAGCUGAAGAUUUAAUAGAAGGACAAAGACAACCUCCGUAUGGGACAUCCUGGGUUCCUGUGGUUUUAGGUAUUCUGACUGCACUGGUCACAGCUGUUUCCUUGGCACUAAUCCUUCUGAGGAAAAGAAGAAAAGAAACUCGUUUUGGUCAUGCCUUUGGCAGCAUGGUGGGAGGGGAUCCAAUAGUCCAUUUCAGAGCAGUGAGAUCUUUCAACAGAGAAGUGCCAGAACUUAUUGAGGCAACAUUGGACAGUAUAGGAAUCAGUGAUGAACUGAAAACUAAACUGAAAGAUGUCCUUAUUCAAGAGCAGCAGUUUACUUUGGGGAGAAUGCUAGGCAAAGGAGAAUUUGGUUCUGUAAGAGAAGGUCAGCUGAAACUGCCUGAUGGUUCUCUCCAAAAGGUUGCAGUAAAAAUGUUAAAAGCGGACAUCUUCACUUCAAGUGACAUUGAAGAAUUCUUGAAGGAGGCUGCUUGUAUGAAGGAGUUUGACCAUCCACAUGUUACUAAGCUGAUUGGAGUCAGCUUGCGCAAUCGGCCUAAAGGCCGGCUUCCAAUCCCAAUGGUUAUCCUGCCCUUUAUGAAGCAUGGAGACCUUCAUUCUUUUCUACUGAUGUCCCGAAUUGGAGAAAACCCUUUUAACUUGCCCCUCCGAACCCUCCUAAAAUUUAUGAUUGAUAUUGCUAGUGGCAUGGAGUACUUGAGCUCCAAAAACUUCAUACACAGGGACUUGGCUGCUCGGAACUGCAUGUUGGAUGAAAACAUGAAUGUAUGUGUUGCUGACUUUGGACUUUCGAAGAAAAUCUAUAGUGGAGACUAUUACCGUCAGGGCUGUGCCUCUAAGCUGCCAGUGAAGUGGCUUGCACUGGAAAGCCUAGCAGACAACCUAUACACAACACACAGUGAUGUGUGGGCAUUUGGCGUGACUAUGUGGGAGAUUGUGACCCGCGGGCAAACUCCUUAUGCAGGCAUUGAGAAUGCAGAAAUUUACAACUACCUCAUCAGUGGGAAUAGACUGAAGCAACCCCCGGAGUGCCUGGAGGAUGUGUAAGUAGCUUAUUUAUCUAUUUUGUAACCCAGACAUGGGCACAUCUUCUUCAGUAAAGGCCAAAGCAGGAGAAGACAAAG